UUUGACUACUUACUUCCUGGUUGGACCCCAUGAGCUGUAUUCCCGCGUGCUUAUGGAGUACCACUAAGGUUGUUCAUUUUCUGAAGCUUUAGAUUCUAUUUCUUCAGUGCGUUGACUAAGUUGGCCUGUUCCAACAAAGAUAAUUAAGAAUUUUGGUUCCGUCGUAACGAGUCUGCAUGGCUGACAGCGACGAGUCUACUUCUCCUGAAACUGAAAAGGAGCAGGGGAGAGGAGGAGAAGAAGGGUGUCUUACUGACACACAGGGACAGAUGUUAGACAGAUGUCUUCACGCGCUCAAGCAAGCGAAGAACGAUAGUCACACGUUAGCCGCCCUACUACUGAUCACCCGCGUGUGUCCGGCGCGUCAGCUGGACAAACGCAGCCUGCGGCGCAUCUUUGAGGCGGUUGGGCUAAACCUCCCAGCACGCCUCCUGGUCACAGCCACCCGGGAGGAUGUCCCCGCAGGCAUGGCCCCCUCUGACCCCCUGAGUCUGGGAGCCACCCUGCUAGCAGCUCUGAGCACAGACCCAGACAUGGCUGCUCAUCCGCAGCUCCUCGCCACCGUCCCCUUACUACUCAAUCUCUUAGCUAACGGAUCAAAGCCGGGUGCUCAGCAAAAGCCUGGAGGAUUGAGUCCAGAAGGGGAUGAGGGGUCAGAUGGAGGUUUAGGUCAAGAUGGGAGUAGUGGAUCCUCCUCGUCACAGCAAACAUUCCAGCUGGACGAGGCCACGGCCGCAGACUGCUACCAGGUGCUGACCUCCGUCUGCGCCUUACCUCAGGGUCCGGAGCUGCUCCUGAGCAGGGGGGCCGUCCCCGCUCUGUGCCAGGCUGUAGAGCAGAACCAGAUCCUGAGUCGACAGCGGGGCCUACCCCUGCUGGGCCACCUCCUCUCUGCAAAAACCAAGAAGAAGGUUUGGAAUAAACACCCAGCAGAGCUCCUCGCCUUGCUGCUCAGACUUUCCACUGACUUCUGCCGGGCCUCAGAACCAAACCGGCUCAGCUCGUGUGCCCAGCUGGCGCAGUUCCUGCCCCCAGCAGGGAUGGCGAUAGAGAGCAAGGAGCUCAGGGAUGCCAUGAGCUCAGUGUGGGAGCAGUUGAGACCCAUGCUGCAGUCCAGGCUAACUCCCAGACAGAUCGGGCCCAUCCUGGUGCUCUGCGCUUGCCUGCUGGAUUUGUACGGCUGGGACCAGGCGGGACCGCCUAAGUUCUGCUGCCUGCUGGUGAACCGGGCUUGCGUGGAGGUUCGGAUGGGUUUGGAGGAACCACCGGGGAACGAGCUGAGCCCGGAGCUGCAGAACACGCUAACAGGCUGCUACAGGAUCUUGGAGGCGGCUAUGGAGCAGGCCUGCAGCGCCGUUGAUGCUCCGAGCCCCGCCCCUGCCCUCCCCGCCCUCAGCCUGCAGCAGAGCCGGCAGGUCCUGCAGGUUCUCGAGGAGGCCUUCUCUGCCGUCAUGUUCUACCUGCAGCAGGUGGAUGCCAGUCGUUAUGGCGACCCAUUUGUUUUCGCCUCCUUCCGCUCCCUGUGCUCCUGGCUGGCUGAGGAGACUUCCUGUUUGAAGCAGGAAGUGAUAGAUCUGCUGCCGUUCCUGGUCGGGUACGCACGGCACCACCUGCAGGGCGCCGCUGCCGAGCAGAGCCUUUCUGACUGGAUGGCUAAGGCGUCCGUCACUGAGGAGGGAGGGGCGUGGACGGGUGGAGAGGCUCUGAGGUACCUCCUCCCAGCUCUGUGCCACCUGUCGGCAGAAGACGCUCCGAGGAAGGUUCUCCUCGGCCUGGAGGCUCACAGCCUGCUGGUGGAUUUCCUGAAACAGAGCUGGACAUCCCUGAAGGGGCGGAGCAUCAGAGAUCCCAGCCUGGAGACCGCAUGCUCCACCCUCCUCAACUUUGCCGUCACCGAACCGGAGAGGGUCAGGAUGGACCUCUGCUUCAGAACCCUGGAGGCCCAUCUGAGUGAAGCACUUCCUGUUCUGGUGAAUAAGCCCCGCCUCCUGGUCCUAGCAGCAAAUUACUGCACUCUGGGGCUGAUGAUUGGCAGGUUGAAGUGUCCUCCCUCAGGUUCGGUGGAAGCGGGUCAGAGGCGCUUCUUCCUGGCAGCCCUGCAGUUCCUGCGUGGCGCCCUGGAGACUCACCCUGGUUCCGGCCCGGCCCACGUGAGCGCCUCCUGGGAGACGAGCUGGGACGAAGUGGCGGAGCUUUGGAGGCUGAGCCUGCAGGCGCUGGGUGGCUGCGCGCGUGCACAGGCCUGGAUCCCGGCACUGCUGCGCGACGAAGGCUGGCUCCAUUACAUGCUCGCCAUCCUGAGCCAGAGCAGCGCACUGCCCGACCAGAAUACGCAGGACGCCCUGCAGGAGGCGCUGUGCGCCGCCGCCCAGCAGUGCCCGCUUUGCAAGCAGGAGAUCGCAGAGGCGAUGAGGAAGAGCGAUGGAGGAGCUCUGAGAGAAAUGAGAAGUCUGAAGAUGUUGGUUGGAGCAAACUGAGACUCCGCCCUUUUAGUCCUUACUUUAAUCAUGGUUGUAAAAAAACAAGAACAUUAUUUGUAAAAUUCUUGAAACAAAAAAGUUGAAUAAAAACUAUUUUUGC
Molecule: messenger RNA, 2580 nt
Organism: Oryzias latipes (Japanese medaka)
Lineage: Eukaryota; Metazoa; Chordata; Actinopteri; Beloniformes; Adrianichthyidae
Gene: ncdn
Product: neurochondrin
Biological process (GO): regulation of neuronal synaptic plasticity; neuron projection development
Cellular component (GO): dendrite
Source: RefSeq, a predicted model, not a curated record